This is a messenger RNA of Podospora pseudopauciseta, 948 nucleotides long. RefSeq lists its product as uncharacterized. The transcript has a single exon. Lineage: Eukaryota; Fungi; Ascomycota; Sordariomycetes; Sordariales; Podosporaceae. The coding region runs from base 1 to 948 and encodes 315 amino acids. Gene Ontology annotation, cellular component: ribonuclease MRP complex; nucleolar ribonuclease P complex. Gene Ontology annotation, biological process: protein lipoylation; rRNA processing; tRNA processing. The record is from RefSeq and is a predicted model, not a curated record. Gene Ontology annotation, molecular function: lipoyl(octanoyl) transferase activity.
AUGCCUCCCCCGCUAAGACUUCAACACAUCCACCUCCCCUCCCCCUCCCCGACCAACCUCCCACCAUACUCCCUAGCCAGCAAACUGCAAUCCCUCCUCCGCCGCCACCACCUCAACUUCAAAGACAGCCCCUCCACCAACCCCCCACCACCACCCUUCUUGAUAUCCUUCACCCCCUUGCCGAUCUACACCCUCGGCCGGCGCCAAUCCUCCCCUUUAUCUCCGCAGGAACUCACCCGGCUAUCCCGGCCACUAUCCUACCAGAACCAAACCCUCCCAGUAACAACCUCCCACUCCCCCAGAGGAGGGCUGACGACCUACCACGGCCCGGGACAGGUAGUCCUCUGGCCGGUACUGGACAUCCACUCCAAGCGCCACAAGACUUUUACCGUCAGGUGUUACUCCCGACUGUUGGAAAACACCACCAUCGCCACGCUGGAGAAGAUGUUUCGCAUCAGGGCCUUCACCACUGAAGACCCGGGGGUGUGGACGAGAGUGGGGGAUGGUAAAGAAGAAAGGAAGAUUGCUGCGUUGGGGGUUCACCUGAGGCGACAUGUCAGCGGGUUGGGGACUGCGAUCAAUGUUGACAUGCCCGGGACGGAUGAGGUGCUGAGCGAGAGGGAGAAUCCGUGGAGAAGGAUUGUGGCUUGUGGGAUUGAGGGGAAGACGGUGACGUGUGUGAGGGAGGUUGUUGCGCACAUCACCGCCGGGGAAGCGCCGGGGUUGAGGGGAACGGAGGAGGUGGCUGAUUUUUGGGGGAGGGAGCUCAGCGAAAGGAUUGGGGUUGAUGGGGUUGACAAGAUUUCUGGGGGGAGGGUGGCGGAGUUGCUGGAGGAGGCUGUGGUGAGGAGUGAGGAGGGGUGGGAAGGGGGAGAGGAGGGAUAUGUUGAAGAGGUUAGGAGGGGGCUGGGAGGAUGGGUAGAAGAGGCUUUGGAUAGAGGGGUUUGA